Messenger RNA from Asparagus officinalis (garden asparagus), 421 nucleotides. RefSeq names its product dolichyl-diphosphooligosaccharide--protein glycosyltransferase subunit 4A. The transcript has a single exon. NCBI's taxonomy places the organism in Eukaryota, Viridiplantae, Streptophyta, Magnoliopsida, Asparagales, Asparagaceae. The record is from RefSeq and is a predicted model, not a curated record. The coding region runs from base 1 to 114 and encodes 37 amino acids.
AUGAUUGAUGAUCAGGACUUGGGGUUCUUUGCCAAUUUCCUUGGCAUCUUCAUUUUCAUCUUGGUAAUUGCUUACCAUUUUGUGAUGGCUGACCCAAAGUAUGAAGGAAACUAAUGCUCAGCAGAAGGUCAUGGGGCAGCCCCAAAACUUGUUAUCGUUCCUUCUUAGAAAAUGUCUGCAGUCUUAACUAGGGAAUUAUGAGAUUGUAUCGGGUAAGAAUAAGUCUAUACUUCUGAUGUUGGAUUUUGUACUGUUAAAUUGAAAUGCCUUAGAAUGACAUGAUUUUUUCUUGUUUUCGCUUUGAUGCUUUAUGAGGUUUUUCAAGGAAUGCUCUUUUUUGUUAAAGGGAUUGUUCAACAAUGUAACUCUUGGGAACUUGGCACCAAUAAUUCAUGGCACUGAUAAUUUCUGUGUUUUAUUG